AUGUCUAGUUCCAAGAAAUUGAGCGAUCAAGAGUUGACUGCCAAGUUUAACAGCAUGAAGUCCGAUUUGCACAAUCUUGCACAGAAGAUCGGGGAGCUUGAAGGCGAGACUGAAGAACACAAAGCAGUAAUAGAAACGCUCUCUCCAUUGAAUGGUGACAGGAAAUGUUUUCGACUAGUCGGAGGCGUUCUUGUCGAGCGCACUGUUAAAGACGUCUUGCCCGCUUUAAAGACAAACCAAGAAGGGAUCAAACGAGUAAUGGAUCAAUUAAUCAAAACUUAUAAAGAGAAAGAAGACGAAUUCGCAGCUUUUCAGAAAGAGUAUAAUAUCAAGUUGGUUCCAAGGACAUAA
Molecule: messenger RNA, 351 nt
Organism: Paraglomus occultum
Lineage: Eukaryota; Fungi; Glomeromycota; Glomeromycetes; Paraglomerales; Paraglomeraceae
Source: the annotation of a GenBank genome assembly